This is a messenger RNA of Fusarium falciforme, 897 nucleotides long. RefSeq lists its product as hypothetical. The record is from RefSeq and is a predicted model, not a curated record. NCBI's taxonomy places the organism in Eukaryota, Fungi, Ascomycota, Sordariomycetes, Hypocreales, Nectriaceae. The transcript has 3 exons. Bases 1 to 897 code for a protein of 298 amino acids.
AUGCUUUCACGAUGUUAUAUCGCCCUUGUGGCUCUACGAGUUGCGACAGCACAGCUGAUCAUUGAGCCAUCAAGUUCAACGCUAGAUGAGCCUAGCGAAACCGCCGUGCUAUCCGGAGGCAUCCUCAUCGAAACAGUUGUUUCUCAGCCCCCCCCAGCACUCAGCUUCACCGACACCUUUGAUCCGGAAACAACAGACGGGGUUGUAUCUGAAUCGGAGACGACUGAAGUGCCUACCGCAACUUCGGAGGAGAAGCUGUUGAUUGAUACAAGCGUUCCACCUAUUCUUCCUGGCCUGGCAUCAUCUGAUGCCUCAGAGUCUUCAAGCGUCUCAGAGACCGAUUCAAUUCGUUCACCUAGCUCACCUAGCUCGUUUACUCCGACGGCCGAUGGCAGGAUAAUUAGCACUCCACGACCAGUCGCCACUCCGACAGCUGUCCUGACACCAGGCAAUGGAACUUUCACGGGCAUUCGCAACUCUACUAGAACAGAGGCCGGUGCUUCUACAACCGUCUUGCCAAGCUCGGGAUCUGGUGGAUCAGGGUCAGGAUCAGGGGGCAAUGUGAAUGAGGGCAGCAAGAACACUGAUAAGGACGAAGAUGAUGAAGAUGACGAUGAGGAUGAUGAAGACGAGGAUGACUCGGACUCGGACGACGAAGACAGCGAUGAUGAAGAUGAGGAUGAAGAUGAGGAUGAGGAAGAGGAGGAGGGUGGAUCUUCGAGCUCCGACUCUAACUCUGCCGGCGCCACGACAUUUACAAGUGUCACUCGCGCCGGAGCAACUGCAGUCGCAGAGUCUGCUUCUGCCAGCGAGGACCCUUCUGCUGCUCAUCACACAAGCCCAGGGGCUUUGUUGUGUCUAUCAGUUCUCGUAAUGGGGGCAGCUAUCCUCGUGUAA